ACACACUUUAGACAAGAAAGUCUUAUGGAGAGAGCGCAAACAAAAUUUCAGUGGUUUGCGUCUCUACUAAAUGUUACUCUGGCGUCCGAUAUGGGGCGCUGUUGCUAAUUAAAAUUGCACAGUGAGCAAUACGCAUGUCGAUUUUGGUUGAUGAAUCAUUUUAAACAAGCCAAUUUGGAGAAAGUUCUACUGAACGGUAUUUUGUCUUUUCGUCUUGUGAUUUCGUUUUGUGAUUUCCCAAAGAGGAACAGCUGCUGAAAAAAUGGAUUGAAAAUGUCAACGCGCCUCUUUUUAGUUCCAUGGAAUCAAGCGAAAUCUAUAAAAAAUAUGUGUGUGAUAGACAUUUUUCUACCGAUUUCAAAGUUCCUGGAACAAGACGGGGACUUCGUAGAGAUGCUUUUCCGAAUAUUUGUUUAUCAGCAGUUGUCCUACAAGGGAAAGAGAAAGAUGACGUCCAUUUGACGUCAAUGGUUGAAGAAGCAGCCUCAGUAACUAGUGAUUUUAUUCAAUCACCAGUAAUCCCAAAUGUAGAAGAUGAAACUUGUUUCAUUCAGCAACAGCUAAGAAACCAGAAACUUAAACCCAAAAGUCGCAGAUUUACGUUAAAAGAGAAAUUAUUGUCUCUAACACUUUUUAAGGCCAGUGCGAAAGCAUACCGCUUAUUAUCCAAGAUUUUUUGUUUGCCGUCAACUGGGACAUUAAUUAAUUUAUUAAAUAAAAUUCCACUCCGCCCUGGCUUGAAUAAACGCCUAAUGGACAGUUUCAAGCAGUCAGUGGCAAAAUUAAAAGAAAACGAUGAACAAGAUGAAGGUGUCAUUGAUGGCGCAAGUGUUCAGUUUUAAAGUGGGAUCCUUGAUGAAACGCAUUUCACAAUGGGGUCUUCAGUGUGACAACAGCUUACCUGCUGAAGCAGUGCAAACUGCAGAUUUCAUCUUGUUUAUGGAUAUGUUAUUUGACAGCCUCAAUGUUAAUGCAAAACAAGCGCCAGUAAGUAAACCAUUUAAAGGAGGGGUUUCGACUGAUUCUGGACAUAAAAAGUGGUGGGAAGAAUCUGUGAAAGUAAUUAAAUCAAUGCGUUUUUGGAAUAGUAAAAAGGGCAUAUAUGUAAAAGUCCCAUCGACCAAAAAUUUAGUUAAAACAAUUGAAGGUUUCUUGUAUUUACGAACAAGAUUGUUGACGCGAGUAAAGUACUUUUUGCCACGUGCUUUGAAUCAAGAACACAGAUUUGUGAUCUUGAAAUGUUAUAUUAUGUUGAUAUAGUUCAAAAGAAAAAUAUAUUUGUAAUCAAAGUAUCGACGCGGCGGCACUGGAUCGAGCGUCUGAAACAUCAUUCCGCCCGUUGAUAAUAAGACAAAUUUGAUAUUAUCGUUAUCUCUUUUUUAUUAUCAACUUUUAUACAAUUUAUUUCACAAUAAAUUAGACUGUAUUGAUUUAAUAUAUAGUUCUGUUUUAUACUGAU
Zophobas morio is the source of this 1459-nucleotide messenger RNA. RefSeq lists its product as uncharacterized. The transcript has 4 exons. The record is from RefSeq and is a predicted model, not a curated record. NCBI's taxonomy places the organism in Eukaryota, Metazoa, Arthropoda, Insecta, Coleoptera, Tenebrionidae. Bases 300 to 842 code for a protein of 180 amino acids.